AUAUAUUUAUCCCCUCCCGAGAGAGAGAGAGAGAGGGGGGGGGGAAAGAGAAAAAAAUUAAAGGCAUUUUUGGGAAAGUUUGACUUCCCCUUUAAUUCCCACCCCCCUCUCGGAUAUAAUUUUUUUUUUGCCCUCCGACUCUUAUUCCUCCUUUAAAGGGGCAGUGGCCAGAAGCGGCCAUGCGGGAGUACAAGGUGGUGGUGCUGGGCAGUGGGGGAGUGGGCAAGUCCGCCCUCACCGUGCAGUUUGUCACUGGCACCUUCAUCGAGAAAUAUGACCCGACCAUCGAGGACUUUUACCGCAAGGAGAUAGAGGUGGAUUCAUCACCAUCAGUGCUGGAGAUCCUGGACACAGCGGGCACCGAGCAGUUCGCCUCCAUGCGAGAUUUGUACAUUAAGAAUGGCCAGGGCUUUAUCCUGGUCUACAGCCUGGUCAAUCAGCAGUCCUUCCAGGACAUCAGGCCCAUGCGCGACCAGAUCAUCCGUGUGAAGCGCUACGAGAAGGUGCCCGUCAUCCUGGUGGGCAACAAGGUGGACCUGGAGAGCGAGCGGGAGGUGUCAGCCGCUGAGGGCCGGGCCCUGGCUGAGGAGUGGGGCUGCCCCUUCAUGGAGACCUCGGCUAAGAGCAAGACCAUGGUGGAUGAGCUGUUUGCUGAAAUCGUCAGGCAGAUGAACUACGCUGCACAACCUGACAAGGAUGAUCAGUGCUGCUCUUCCUGUGUCCUGCAGUAAAACACACCCGGAACAGCAAAAGAACACUGAAAGACUUUGCGUCAGUUCCUAUCUGGGGGAGAUCUCCACCUCUUCCGACCCAGGAGGCAACUAGAUUAUUCCUUAUUGCUGUGUAUAAAGGCAGAGAGUAUCGACGAGGAGCUUUAUAACUGAUGCUCAGUGCUGCUCAUCCUGUGUCCUAGAAUAAACACAAAAAAAAAGCAAAACAAAAAUGCUUUGGGUUAAGACAAGAUAAUUCAAUCGGUUCCUAUCUGGGAGAUCGCCACCUCUUCUAAACCAGGAGACCCGCCAGAUUCUUUCAUGUUGUUUUAUAAAAAGCAGAGGGUAUCGCUGAGAAGCUUUAUAAUUGAGGACCAGUGCUGUUCUUCCUGUGCCCUAUAGUAAGGAGAAGAAACAAACUCUUUGGGUUAACAAAGACUUGAAUUAGUUCCUGUCUGCAAGAUCUCUGCCUCUUCCAACCCAGGAGACCUGCCAGAUUGUUGCUGUAGUGUUUUUUUUUAAAAGAAAAGAGGGAGCAACAAGAGCUUUAUAACCUAGGUGAAAUUGAUGACCAGGGUCCUAUGGACAAAGCUAAUAAGUUGGGUUAAGGCAGGAAUUUGAGUUAGUUCCGAUCUGGGAGAUCUCCACCUCUUCCAAUCCAGUGAAACUAGAUUGUUUCAUAUUACUGUUAUAAAGGGGGAGGGCGAUACCUAAAAAGAGGAGCUUUAUAACUGAUGGCCAGUGCUGCUCUUCCUGUUUCAAACAGUAAAAAGUAAUGAUUUUUUUAAAUGCAAGAUGAGACUCGAAUUGGUUGUGAAAAGGGAGAAUUGCAGCAUCGACAGACAAGAGCCAGGUUAUUUAAUCGAGCUGCACAGCCAAGAUUUAAGGUUGAGGACCAGGGCUGUUCUCUCUGUGUAAAUGCACUGAUUUUAUAAAAAAUAAUUUUUUUAAAGAAGCAAUUGAUAUGAUACAGGAAGGAUGUCCACACUCAAUAAAUCUGACUGCACUCUUCCUGCAUGAUGUCAUUGAGGAGUUUAAACGCUUCUUGUAAAGGGGAGAGCAAGCAACCAAAAUGGGAGAGGAGAGAGUUCUCAGUUCGUGGUCUCCUGUAGUGAAUGGGAAACUGAGCCUAAAUUCUUUAGUUGUUUGUGUCUACAGGGUACAUGGGCAACACAUUACGACAGGAGGUAUCUGUGCUGUUCUUCAGAGACAAGGAAGGAAAAGCAGUGGACCUUUUAAGUCCUUUAGAGCAGAGUAUAACCAGGAGUUGUGACACCAAGGGCCUUUCUUCAGGAUUCCAUCUGGUUUAUUUUCAGUGCGGUAUGGUAAAUGUUAAUGAUCAGUGCUAUCCUUUUGUGAAUGGUGCAAAAGUGAUGGUAAGCAUAAGCUGAUGAUUCCUCUGUUAGUCUCUAAAGGAAAGGGCAGUGAAUAAAUCAACUGUAAUACAGUUGACUGAUCAAGAUGUUCCUUGUAUCAUACAGAAAAGAGAAUUGACUAACUUGGGUUUUUUUUUUGUGGGUGGGACAUUACCCUGCUCUGUUGUUUGAUACAAGCCAUUCGUGGUGCUGUUUUCUUGCUUUGCAGCAAGAUGUGGUGGGGAGGAAGAAAGCAAAAGGACUUUUAUUUUCUGACUUGCAGUGGAGAACAUUAAAACUAUCAAACUACAAUUUAUUGAAAGAUCGACGCUGUUCAACUCUUGCAAAAAGCGAGCAGCUUUACAAAGCUACAAGAUUUGGCUAAUUCUUUCCUCCUUUCCGCUUUUGCAAAGUGAUUAUUUUAAUCAUUUUCCUUUUGGCAUUUAGUAAGAGAAAAUGGCACCAGUUUUCUCUCUCUUUUUGUAAUACUUCAUAGGGAGGAUCAAGAGGAAUGUGAGGCUCUUUUGUGUAGAAAAUUGAGGCUAAUUUGGAAAGGGAUACACGAUUUUUAAAAGAAAAACUGCUUGCUAUGCAGAGAAAGAAAAGAUGUUAUCAUUCCUGCAAGAUGAAGGAAUUGAGAAUCAUUCUGUGAUCAAGGUGGAAAUGGCAGGUAUUCUGCUGCCAUGAUGCAUUUAUGAAAUAUCAACACAGCAGCCAUCGCAAGCCUGCUCUGUAAGGAGGGGCAAGCAAUCCCGUACUAUAUGUCUGCUUACUCCACUGUUGUGAUUUUAAUUGACCCAAGAUGCCGAGUGCUUCUUCAGUGGGAAGAAGGGGAAGAAAACUCCUUGUCCAGUCUUGAUUCUUGCAGGUGAGGACGAGGAUUAGUUGGGGAAAGUUGCCUCUGUGAGGUUGAGAAAAAUCUUCAGUCAAGUUUAGAGACUUUUGCAUAAAAGUCCUUGUUGUAGACUCUACUGAGGGGAAGAGCAUAUCGUCUCCCAUUCCCACGAGUGUCUCAGUCUGCUAAUGGACAGGUUUUUCAACAGGUAUGAUGGUAUAUGGAGCUCGAAGGAAGCGAAUGCCCGAAGAUCACCUGUAACACGUGGGGAAAUUUUUCAAAAUUUCACAUUCAAAAUCGAAAACCAAAUCACACAUUGCAGUCAAUCCGGACAAAUGUGAUUCAGAUUCUUGUAUUGCACGUUGAAAAAAAAGUUUAUUGCAUUUAUCGCUUGAGUCUAUAAAAAAAUGGAAACCCUUUGAAAUGAUCAAAUUUUACAAACUAGUAGAUAUUAUCCCUCCGAUUUCCUUCUUUCCUGAUGCAGAAGUGGCAAAAAUAUAUUUUAUUUUAUGAAUGGUGCUCAAAUACUUUAUUGUGGGUUUUUUUUUCAUUUUAUAUCUUUGAACUAAGAAUAUAAUGAAUGCAUGGCUGAACACCAGAUAAUUACUAAAGUCUUACAUUGGAGCAUUCUGUAGUGGUUUAAUAAAUGAGCGCAGUAGCAAAGUGUUUUAGUCACUUGCGGUCUUAUUUUGCUUGCUUUUGAAUAUCUGACAAUUGUGUUACAGGAACAUUUUGUUUAUUUUUUAAAUGCCACUGCGUAGAACCAGCAGUUGGAAUUGUGGAAAUGAGACAGUUUUCUCCAAAGUUCAUCCCUACUGAGGGAACCUUGUCAGAUCCGUAAAAGUUGUCACACACUUGGAGGAGACGAGCCCUGGUGUGGUAAGACUGAUGUAUCUCGUAUUCAGAUUUUUUUUUAACUGCUAGAUUCCCAAUGGAGUAAAUCACAUGUUGGGUUUUGAGUAUGGUGUGUGCAAGUGAAAACCCGAACGUGUCGCUGGACGUACCCAACACGAGCAACACAACUUGAUUCUUCAGAUCGAGGUUUGCCUCCACUCAAGCUGUUCAAUUCCUUCGCAAGAUGACAUCCUGCAUCUUCAAUGGUAUGUGGUGGAUUGUGUGACUUUUAACUGUUGCAAAAAAGAUUUUAAAACAAAACUGCAAGUUACGGGUGCAGGUUUCUUUUUAUAGACCAAGAAGGCGAAAAGACACCUCUGCAAAUUGUGAUUAGUUUAUUUUCCAUUUCUAAUACAGUACAAUAAACUGAAGAUGCAGUAAAUGGGAUCCACUUUGUGUGAUUUUUUUUCUUGUACAGGAUGAUGGGAGCCUUAGCUUCGCUUAUAAUGUGCAGACUUUUUUUUGAAGCAUUCAAAGAUGUAUUUUAUUGUCUUGUUAUAUCUCAGCUUAAGUUUACAUUUCCAAACAGUGUCUUGCAUUGUUUUAUUAUUUACCUGAACAUUCUGAUAUAUUUACAGCAAUGCCUCAUUUCAUAUUUAACAACCCCUUUAAAAACUGAUCUGUAUGUGUGGGCAACAUUCUUUGCAAACUAACUAGAUAUUAAAAGUUAAUCUAGUUAGACUAAUUUUUUUAUCGUUUGGUGCUGCUGUUUUUCUUUAAACUAUAACUAUAAUCUGGGCUGUAGCUUCUGAUGAUGUAAGUUGAUUUGCAGACAGGUGCUAUGUAUGUUCACCUGUUUAAGGACAGUAGACUUAGCUACAUAGUCUUGCCUUAUUGCUGUUGUGAACACAAGACAAAUUUUCCUUUUUUAAAACUAGUUGUUCUUUACAUGGGAUUGGUUCCAGGAAAUGAUGUUGAUUUCAUUCCAGUGACAUAUGUUUAGUGGAAGAUGGGGAUGUGUGUGGGGAAAGGGACUGAUUGAUUUGUAUUCACUAUGGAUAAUUGCAGCAAGGUAAUCUGAGUUAACUCACUUGUUUAGGUGUGAGUUUCAUAAUGAGGAUCUCCUCCUAUCUGGUGCUAAAUCAGUUUGCACAAGUAAAAUGGCUAGCUAAUGAAUUUCCUUUUAUUUUUUGGUUUGGUCUGCAGUGCACCCAUUGCAUUGACUGGGAGGGUUAACAUAGCAAAUUAACUCACGCAAAUCCUCUUGAAUUUGAUUCACUUGCUGCCUGUGAGUUAGCCUAACUGCCCUUUAAGCCAAAGGAGGCUCUUCAAAGUUGGAAACAUUUGCCAUGCAUUGUUUAUGCUAAGUGGUUAAUAUUUUUAAAAGCCCUUAGACUGAUUGCUUUAACAGUAUUAAACAGCUUAACCUAUUAAUUCUUAACAACCGCAGAAACAAAGACACCUUGGCACAAUAGGCACUUUCAGUUUUCAGAAUCUGAUUGGGAGAACAAGAUGUUUCCCUAGUAAGUCUUUCUUUUUCUGGUGAAAGAAGAAACUUGACUUUUAAUUAGCACCUAAUCAUGUAUUUCCAAUAUCCCAAAAGAUGUCUUGUAAUAUGAAUUAUGUUUGCUGUUGCUGCACUCUGGUUCACUUUGCUGACACAUCAGUUGUCUAGUUUUACACAAGUGUUUUAACUGAAUUCACACUCGAGUUGGUAUCCCCAAGUUUGUUUUGGCAUAGCGUGCAAUUUUUAACAUUGUAUUUUUAAAGUAAAAUGUGGAACAAAAUAUUUGAGGCAUCUUACAAAAUCAAAUUGCUCCCAUCUCUUUAUUCCUGGUGAAAUCUGGCUGGUUUUGUCACAUAUUCUCUAAUAUGGAACCAAUAUUCUUGUAAUUAUUCUGCAAGUAGAUGUUACAGUAAAUAAGAAUUCAUUUGUGUUUGCAAAUCCUUAAACCUGCUUUUCCAAUGUCAUGCUGGAUGUAUGGAAGUAAUUAUACUCCUGUCGCACGCACUACUAGUAUAUUUCCUGUGUACUUUUGUGGUGUAUCGGAGAAGUUGAUUGCUCCAAAGCAGAGCUACCUUUAGAACAAUCUUAUUUCUCCGAUAGAGCACUCAAAAAUCUUCUGUCCUGGAUCUGGAAGCUCUCUUGCGUGCAGCUGGUAUACAAGUACGGUUUGAUAUACUAGUUCAUUAUGUGACGUGUAUGCUUAAAUGCUGUUUUGACAGUGUAACUUCUAUGAUUGCAUAAAAGGAACUAUUCAUGGGCACGUUUAAUUUCAUUUUUUUUCUCUUUUUUUUGUUUGUUUUAUGAAGUGAGGCAUUUGGAAACCCACAAGUUUCAAUACAGCCUACUGCUAUAUUUAAACGCUGCUUUAGUUAGCGAAUAAACAUUAAGGGCAAAGCUAGACAUCUGUCAAAACCGCCAAGAGUGGACUUGAAUAGGGACUUGUGUAGUUGCACCUAUAUAUUGGCAGUGUUCCUAUAUGAAAAUAUUGGACAGAAUGCGAAGGUCUAGCUUGUGCUAAACUGCCAGAAUCUGCUGAACUGACUAGCCCCUGCUUCCGUUAGAAAGUGUUGUUCAAUAAAUAGACUUGGGUAUCCACUCCCCCGCGUGGUUAAAAGUUUUGAGUAGCAAAUUACCACAGGCUACAAUUGUCCCCUCUUAGCGUGAAGUCAUGAGGGAUUGAAAUGCAACCCUUUAAACUAAAGCUGCAAAAUGUAGACCACCCCAUUUUCCAAGCCCCCCCCCCCCACCCCCGACCUUUGUUUAUUUAGCAGGCUCCAACAUCCCAAAAUGUACAGUUAGGAUGAGUUUGCAGUGGCAGAAAGGUGAAAUUUGGAUAGGGUUUUGGUGGAUUUUGGAUUUAGUUUGGAAGAGUGGAAAGGAAAGAAACGUGUUAUCUCUUAAAGGAAUUGACUGCAAGGUCUUAUCCUUCAGUGAAAUGCCUGGCUCGAGAAACCAUGAGGAGAAAAUGGAAGUGAAAGGAUGUGAUCCAACAAGAUAUUUUACAUUUUAUUAUGAAUAGUCAUUUGGUAUUACAGAACUGGAGUAUUGCUGAUAAAAGACAUUUGUCAGUGCUUUUCCUCUUGUACUCAUCAGGACAGUCCCAAGGAUAACUGUCAGGGGAAGCGACAGCUUCAUACUAUAUGAGAAGACAGUGCUGAUUUUUUGGCAAGUGGACUCUGGUAGAGGUGUUGCCAUGGGGAAUGCACCAGUUAAUGGUGACUGAUAGUUAACUGCCAAGCAUUGUUUGAAAUUUAAACCAGGCAGCUUGACUCUGAUUGGUCAAGGCAUUGCCCUGAGGAAUGAACCAGUGAAUGGCUAUCACUUAUUUUGUUUAGCUGAAAUAGGUGCUAUGCAUUAAUGUUCUUUCUGUGUGCAAAGAACUGGGCCUUGUGUAUCAAUAUAUGUAUCUUCAGUACAUGCAGAUGCCCCACACUGAGUCCCAACUGACGAUCUUGAAUAGAUUGUCAGUGUAAUUUUUAGCACAGUGAGCAUUAUUUAGAAAAUGUCCAAUUUUAUUCUUCAAACCACCACCCCCCCCCCCUCCCCCCCACCAUAAAUUUAUUAUUGUUGUGGUUGACAAUGGAUUUGUGGUGCAGCAAGAGCCAAGUAAUGGGGGCUUGGUGGAAUGCACAUCAUAUUCCUACUUGCAAGAAGGAGCUAGACACCUCCCAGGUACAAACUUUCAAGAUGUUUUCCUCCUUGUAUCCUGUUUGCAGAUCAAAAGCAUUCCAUAUAUGUUGUUCCUUUCAUGACUCCUGUCCCAGAGCACUUCAGCCAGAUGAAAGUAUUUGAUUUGUGUUCCCAGUUGUAACCAGCCAAAUGACCAAACAAGCCUGUUAUUUGAGGGACAAAUGUUGACCAGGGAAACUCCCAUGCUCUUCUGAUCGUGCCAAGGGUUUUUUUAUUUUUUACAUGCACCUCAGGGAAGAUGCAGGGGGUCAAUGCAGCAUUCCCACAAUGCAGCAUUCCCACAGUAAUGCGCUGAUCUGUUAGCCAACGUUUUUUUGCUCAUGUCUUUGGAAUGGGACUUGAACUGAUGAUCAUCUGAAGAGAAUGUGUUAUGCCUGGAACUGUGGCUGGCACCUUGGGCAGGAAUAAUUCUAUAAACAAUAAAAUGUGUUUAUUGACACUGGGUUAUUAGCAAGAAUGAAGGGUGUAUUUCAUCAGUUUCACAUUAUUGGUUAAUCCACUUCUCUCAUUAAAAAGAAAGGUUUGUGCGGCAAUUUUCAUGUGUGCGGAAAGAAUUAAUGUAAAUAUCUUGAUUUGACUCCCCACAAUAGGUUUUUUUUAAAUUGGAUGACCAAUUUUAGCAUUGGAUAUUUCACAACAAAAAAAUUGUUGGUUCGCUCCUUUACAACAGACCAUAAGGCUGGUACUGUUCCUGAGUAACAUCGAAACAUUGAUGUCUGGAAGUUUCCAGAUGUAGGGCAGUGAUUGAUAUUGUGCAAUGUAACAUUUUUUGGCAUGUAAUAUAUCUCCCUCAUCUAAUUUCACAUGAAAUAAUUUCAUUGUUUUGUAUAUGAGCAGUGGAAAUAAUUUGAGUUAACUGCACCAAUCCAGAAUUGAAAGUAAAAAAAGCCUUGCAUCCAGCACUAAAACUAGCUGCAAAUCAAUGUUGUAAUGCUUUUGCUCUAAAUGACUGGAGUUCAAUCCUGAGCCAUUUUUGCUAUAUGGGGAAAAUUGUAGCCUGUAGUUUAGGUGGGUAAUUUGCCAUUUGUAUGUUAACAGUGUUCAGAUGGGGAGUGGAUAUCUGAACCAUUACAUGAGUCACCUGGCCAAAACCUGAAGGAAUUUUCUAAUGAAAGUGAGGUCUAUUCAGAUCUGCUGACCUCAGUAGUCUAAUGUAGAAAAUUAUUCACAUCCUGUCCAAUAUUUUCUUGUGCUAUCACUGCCAGUGUGCAGGCGUAGCUGCAUAUGUUUUUUUUAAACAUUUGCUUUGUGGUUUUGACACGCCAUUCCAACUUUGCCAAUGGUGUUUGUUUUAAUAACUAGCAUGGUGUUUGUGAAAGUUUUAAAAACCACCAAGAACAGCUGUGGAUGUUUAAUUUUGGCAUUUUCCACAAGUGCAAAAGUGGUGGCAGCCCAGCUUUAAAGGUACUUGAACAAAGCAGGUGAUCCAAAGAAGAGUUAUAUUGGACUCAACGUUAUCACUCUCCACGGAUGCUGUCGGGCCUGCUGAGUUUUUCCAGCACUUUGUUUUUAGAUCUGGUGAAGACCUGUGACUUCUCGACCUUUUUUUUGGUGGUGGGGGGGUGGUGGUGAUAUCGGAUCCUUUUGGAUAUCUGGGGGGGAAAGGAUACACACACACACACACACACACACACACGCUCUCAACCCCUCUUGUUCCUGAGUUGGGAUCACCAGGAGUCAGCCUGCUUACUCUGCACUGUACACACUUGUCGGUAACUGAGUGCUAUCGAUGUGAAAAUGCCAAGUUGCUUUCACAUUGCAUCCCAGCUUUCAAGAGUAAGUUGAUGGAGCCACCCCCUGCGUUAGUUUUGUAAUGUGCAGCCUGUAUUCUGGAGUUAUGUAACUUGUGACAGUAAUGGAGAAAUGUGCUCACUUAAGACCUAGUGUAAAGUAAUAUGGCAUUUAAUGUGAUGUUGCUGCGGAGAAGCAAUGGAGUGGCAUUAGCCUACUUCUACAUAUAAAGCAGUUGGUGAUCUAUUGUAAGUGUCAAUUUUGAUGUAUUGGUGUACCGGGGUGAUGUUGUAAAAAUCUGUUUAUAAAUGUGUUUAAUGCAUCAAAAUGUCGUGGCAAAGGGAAUGUGACUGUAUCGUGACAGUAUAUAAUUACACUUGGGCUUCUGAAACUUUAAUGUUGAUCCAUUCCAGCAGUGCCUCACUGUAAGAGCCUGGGGUUCGGGGAGGGAAGUUAUUCAUCUGAAACUUCACUAUGCCACAUGUUGCCUGGUGCAAAGAAAAAGCAAAUAUCCUGUGAACUGUCCCAAAGUGACCCCAUAUGAGAACUGAUGAUGUUGCUGGCUCACCAAAUGCAUUUGUGUUUUUUAAUGUUGCAAAGAAUUGACCCUGCUGAAAACGGUUUGAGCUAUUUCCUCGACAUCUCCCAACUACCCCGAAUGGCUACCAAAGCUUCUCUGCAACGUUAAUCCUGUUUACUUCCCUUCAGUAAAGAAUGUUGCCUUUAACACAUACUAGUUUGAGUUCUGUUGGUUUUAGCUGUAAUGUGUUGGAAAAUUGUUUGCAUUCCCGUUGAAACCAAGGAUUCGUUGACUGAACCGCCAUUCUUUGGACAUUGUGUUUUUAAAAAACCUAUUUUAUAUUGUAUUUGGCUUUAAUGGUUUUCAAAUGCUGUUUUACUGUAUUUUUAUUUUUGUUAACUUUAUUUUAACAUCAGUAUAUUUUCAGCGCUUCCCAGAGGUGAAUUAAAACAUAAUCUUUUGGCAGUUAGCUGUCGAGCACUAACGCAACUGAAUACUUAAUAGCACCGUUUUUACCAGGUGUUGACUGUGGUGUAGCCUUGCUGUUUCUGAAUCGAGCAAGAAGUGUAAAUAUAAUUCGAUGCAGACAUGUCAACUGUAUUUGGAUUUAAAUUAUUUUAACAAAAUUAAAUUUUAUUUAAUGAAA
Messenger RNA from Carcharodon carcharias (great white shark), 10328 nucleotides. RefSeq names its product ras-related protein Rap-2a. Gene Ontology annotation, molecular function: GTPase activity; GTP binding; GDP binding. The transcript has 2 exons. Lineage: Eukaryota; Metazoa; Chordata; Chondrichthyes; Lamniformes; Lamnidae. Gene Ontology annotation, cellular component: plasma membrane. Gene Ontology annotation, biological process: negative regulation of cell migration; Rap protein signal transduction. The coding region runs from base 180 to 731 and encodes 183 amino acids. The record is from RefSeq and is a predicted model, not a curated record.